GGAUCAUAGAGACGUCUGGCGCAGCGAGGCCCCCUGGUGCAGCCAUAGAGAUGCCCAGAUGACGGCUAGAGCGUUGCUCGCCAGCCGGCUUCCUUUUGUUUAGUCCUCCUUUUCAAUAUGGCGCAGUCGAUUAACAUCACGGAGCUGAAUCUGCCGCAACUAGAAAUGCUAAAGAAUCAGCUGGACCAGGAAGUGGAGUUCUUGUCCACGUCCAUUGCCCAGCUCAAGGUGGUACAGACCAAGUAUGUAGAAGCCAAGGACUGUCUGAACGUGCUGAACAAGAGCAACGAAGGGAAAGAAUUACUCGUCCCACUGACGAGUUCUAUGUAUGUCCCUGGGAAGCUACAUGAUGUAGAACAUGUGCUCAUUGAUGUGGGAACUGGCUACUAUGUAGAGAAGACCGCUGAGGAUGCCAAGGACUUCUUCAAGAGGAAAAUAGACUUCCUAACCAAGCAGAUGGAGAAAAUCCAGCCAGCUCUCCAGGAAAAGCACGCCAUGAAACAGGCUGUCAUGGAAAUGAUGAGCCAGAAGAUUCAGCAGCUCACAGCCCUGGGGGCAGCUCAGACUACUGCUAAGGCCUGAGAGUUUGUUGCAGAAAUGGGGCAGAGGAACCCUGCCUCAGGGGCCUGGGACUCUGUGGGCGUGCCUUCCUGGCGUCGGGAAGGGAAGGGUCUUGUAAUGCCAAUAAAUAUGCGAGCUGGGCAGAA
Messenger RNA from Lemur catta (Ring-tailed lemur), 707 nucleotides. RefSeq names its product prefoldin subunit 5 (gene PFDN5). The record is from RefSeq and is a predicted model, not a curated record. The transcript has 6 exons. Gene Ontology annotation, cellular component: prefoldin complex; cytoplasm. Gene Ontology annotation, biological process: regulation of DNA-templated transcription; protein folding. Bases 118 to 582 code for a protein of 154 amino acids. Lineage: Eukaryota; Metazoa; Chordata; Mammalia; Primates; Lemuridae.